AGGGGAGGAUGGCAGGCGCCAAAUACCAAUUAUUAUUUUUCCUUCUUCUUACUAAAGCAAACGAAUGUUAUACGUCAUCCUGGAAACUACAAGAAAAGGGGGAGAGUGGAAACAAAUGGAACUUAAUCAAUAAAGACCUCAAUCAGUAUGACUACGAAGUAAAAGCGAAUGGUAGCAGUGCAACUGGUCUAACUCUAAACAUGCUGUUAAGAUACAAGAUCCCCGCAUCUGCUUACUGGAUGAGUAUUGAUUGGAAAUGGGAGUUGAGCACAUCAGAUUCAUUCCUGCUCUUCAAAUUCGGAGGAGUCCUGCAGUAUCGAAGGAGAGGGGAGGAUGUAUGAGCACGGGGGAAUUUACCGUCACAGCAUCCCCUUCCGUAAACUCAUCAAUCUGGAGAUUUGGCAGAGACUCCAACAAAUUUUAUGUUAUAAGAGAUGGAGAAACUGUUGGUAAUAUAUCCCGAGUAUCACUUGCUUGUCUAAAAGAUGAAGAGUGGGAUACGAUGGUCGGGUCAUAUCUCAAGGUCGUUAUUGAACGAGGCGGUAAAAUAGUCCCCUUGUAUUAUAGAAGAGUUUGCAGUAUUUCUGAAGAGGCAGACGAUAAAGCAGGUAAUGGGAACCCCAAUAAUAGAACUGGAGGGUGCAUUAGAUGUGAUGAAGGAACUAUUCACGCCAACGAAGAAGGAUCGACAUGUAUUGCCUGCAGUCCAGGAACGUACAGAUCCACAGGUAUGAUACAGUGCACCACCUGUCCGGCUAACACAUUCAGCUCUGAAGGAGCAGCUAUCUGUAAAAGAUGUACUGAUGGGACUGUUUCUAAUCCUCUACAUACUAACUGCACAGAUUGUGAUGCAGGAACAUACAGAAGAAGAGCGUUUUGCCUCUACCGAUGGUUUGAUAUGGAAGAAUGUGAACUAUGCCCAGAGAACACCUACAGUUUUAGUGGAUCAACUGGGUGUACAAAUUGUUCUGAAGGAAUGUUAGCUAAUGAUGAAAGAGUAAACUGUUCAGAUUGUGAUGCAGGAACUUAUAGAACAAUCGGAAUGAAAGAAUGUGAACCAUGCCCAGUAAAUACUGAUAGUCCUAAAGGAUCAGCACGCUGCUCAGAGUGCCCACAAGGAACAUUCGCUAAAGAUCCAAAAUCAAACUGUGCUAAUUGCGAAGCUGGAACGUUCAGAACGUUUAAGAUGGCGGAAUGUGAGCAGUGCCCAGUAAAUAACUAUAGUCCUGUGGGAUCAGCAAGUUGCACGAACUGUUCUGAAGGGACUUUCAACAAGGACCAAAGAGCUAAAUGUUUAGAUUGUGAAGCUGGAACCCACCGAUCUUAUAAUAUGUCAGAAUGUGGACUGUGUCCCGUUAACACUUACAGUGUUGGAGCAUCAGCUAGCUGCACAAACUGUCCGGACGGAACCUUUUCCAACGAUCAACGAACAUACUGCAUGUGUGCCACUAAAAAUGAGACCCAUCACGAUUACGGUAACUACGCCUGGAAGGAAAUAAUAGUUGGAAGAUGGGGUGAAGUUCCUUGUUUCUAUGACAGUAAUGUGAGUUAUAAUCCUUGUUUCUAUGACAGUAAUGUGAGUUAUAAUCCUUGUUUCUAUGACAUUAAUGUGAGUUAUAAUCCUUGUUUCUAUGACAGUAAUGUGAGUUAUAAUCCUUGUUUCUAUGACAUUAAUGUGAGUUAUAAUCCUUGUUUCUAUGACAGUAAUGUAAGUUAUAAUCCUUGUUUCUAUGACAUUAAUGUGAGUUAUAAUCCUUGUUUCUAUGACAGUAAUGUGAGUUAUAAUCCUUGUUUCUAUGACAUUAAUGUGAGUUAUAAUCCUUGUUUCUAUGACAGUAAUGUGAGUUAUAAUCCUUGUUUCUAUGACAGUAAUGUGAGUUAUAGUCCUUGUUUCUAUGACAUUUAUGUGAGUUAUACUACUAUUUUGAUAUAACAUUUUAUUAUGCUGUUAGGAUUGUAAUUAACCCUAUUUUUCUUUACUUGCAAAUAAUUAUUAGGACUCAAAAGUGGCCAGGCGGCGAUGUUCCGAAAGUGGAAGUUUUGAGGAUACCGAUUUCACAGAAUGCUCUUUACUUGCUUCAAAACUAAUGAACGAAAUUAUGAGUAUUUUUUCGGAAAAUUCCACAUUGUCAGAAUCUGCAUACGUAUCAAAAAAGAUCGAGAAUGUAACUAAAGAACUGGAAGACACCACAGAGAAAUCAGGAAGUUCACUGACAUCCAAUGAAGUUGACCAAUCGGUCGAUAUCAUUGAAAGAAUCCUUUCUCUAGGAGAACCGAAAAUUUUCCCACCUGAGGAACCAGCCGCACUGAGAGUAAACAAAACAUCACCAGAGGCAGCACUCGAUCACCCACCUGUACUCUCACCCAUUGCUCUUAAGACCAUAAUGUCCACGAUGGAUAAUAUUCAGAAAAACACUGAAGUUGAAGACCUUCGACUAGAUAAAACAAAUGAUAGACUUAAAACAGCUUCUGUCUCGAUAUCAAGGAAACUCAUGGUUGUUAAGCAGACUGAUUCUAACUCACUAGAAGACUUGAUCAUACAAGAAUCGGUCGGUUUUGGUGUGGCAAAGGUAAAGAAAGGACAAGGUGAGGACGAAAAGAAUAUAUUAGGACUUUCAGGUGAAAAUAAUGUUCUUAAAAACAGUUCGGUGCCCGCAAGUCAAAAUGAAGAGAAUGUGUACUUCCAGGCUGAACUAGAAACACCAGACAGUAUGGUUGCAGCAGUGGUGUUCUACCAAUCGGACAACCUUUUCCCCUCCGAUUCUACCAUGAAUAUAAACCUUGAUGGAUCUGCGGAACAAGACAGUACAAUUUCUCGGAAUCUCGCUCAGUUAUUACGUAUAGAUGGUUCCGGUGAAAUGAAGAAAAUAUCGUUUGUGGCGACUAUCAUUGCAGAUAUCAAUAUCAUGGACAAAAUAACUUUGCAAACGAACAAUUCGGAACUCAAAGAAGAUAUUGCACUUGACUUUCAAGUUAAGGAUUUUGCCAAAGGAGUAAUUGACUAUACAAAAAGGAAAACGUCUGUUCAUCAUUCUCUGGACUGUAAAUUUUACAAUGAUUCACUCAAAGAUUGGAGUGAACAAGGUUGUAAAACUACAACAGUUUUCAACGAAUCUAGAAACACAUAUGAGGUGCUAUGUGAAUGUGACCAUCUCACUAGUUUUGCUGUUCUUAUGACAUUCGAGAGUGAGUCAAGUGAAACAGAAGAUAUGGUUUCUUUGGUCCUCCUGGCUCUCAGUCUAUUCUGUUUGGUCCUCACUCUUCCCGCUAUCUUCUUCAUUAGGGAGAGGAGAGAGGUCCUGUACUCGCAAGUGAAGAUGAUGCUCACAACCGCUCUCAUCCUCUCCAUUACAUCUUUCUUUUUAAUGGACUAUUUCGUGUCGGCUGAUAGCCAUACAGACCCCAGUAUUCCGUGCUCAAUUAUAUCGUUCCUUCUCAACUACUUCUGGCUAUGUCAAAUAAGCUGGAUGGUUUUACUAGCGAUAACAAUGUACAAAGCACUGGUGAAAGUCUUUGGAAUCGACAUUGAUCACGCAUUCUUGAAGUACUGUGUUGUUGGAUGGGGUGUUCCUAUAAUUUUUCCAACUGCGGGUAUGGCAUGGGGUGGAAGAAGAUUUACUGAUCCAAAAACAUGUUACAUCAGACAUCCCUAUGGACUGGCGACAUUCUACGGCCCACUUGCUCUAGGGAUGCUUAUAAACUGGUUUGUCUUCUUCUCCAUCGCACGAGUAAUAUUUAAAGCUCACGAAACGAAAGCAAAAAAACGGCGCUGUUCAAAGAUAAAGUUAAGACAGGAACAGUUAAAAGCUGCAUUAGGUGUAUCUACGCUACUGGGUCUCAGUUGGCUAGUGGGAUUCUUUCUUCUGAUGAAUUCCUCAAACUACAGUCAUAUAAGUGUGGUUCUAAGAUGGCUAUUUAUUCUUCUUAAUGCUCCACAGGGAAUGCUCAUCUUCCUGUUUGGCGUUAUGAUGGAUAAGAAAGUCAGGUCAUUUUGGAUACAAAAGCUAACAUGUGGGAGAUAUGGCGGCAAAAACUCAACUCAAUCUGGUUGGCAGUCUCGACCGGGAGGAAGUUACUUUAUUCCCAUUACCGUUACUACUACUACUAGCCCCAUAACCGGCGUGAAAAAUACUAAUCUGCAGACUUCAGGACAACAGAAUAGACAAACACGAAUUAAUAUUGCUGAGAAAGGGGCAGGUAGAAGUGGAAUUAAGCCAAUGGCAAGUCAGGCUGCACUUCCCAGAGGCCGUAAAGUGAGGAUAUUGAACGGGAUGAGACGCUCUCUUACAAAUGUUGCACUUCACAUUAGGAGGCCUAAGCCUGCUGUUAAUCAAGCAAUCACUGAGUAGAGUGGACUGACUUUAGCUUAAAUAAGGAAGCAGAAACAGAAAGGCACAUUUUUGUUCAUCACAUGUUGGCUUGUUGCCAGCUUUGUUGGCUUGUUGCCAGUGCUGCUGGACGUUAAGUUAUGACUUAGUCAGACAUCAAUUUUGUUAUGCAAUUGCAGGGAUGAUUCAUAACAUAUUCUAUUGCCCCCAUAUUUAGAAAUUUAACUUAUCGGUUAUUAGGUUAUUAUAAUUUCAUGAGUUAAUAUCGACAAAGCUUC
This is a messenger RNA of Bolinopsis microptera, 4606 nucleotides long. Its product is annotated as adhesion G-protein coupled receptor G6-like. Gene Ontology annotation, molecular function: G protein-coupled receptor activity. Gene Ontology annotation, biological process: adenylate cyclase-activating G protein-coupled receptor signaling pathway; cell surface receptor signaling pathway. Bases 2088 to 4349 code for a protein of 753 amino acids. The record is from RefSeq and is a predicted model, not a curated record. The transcript has 21 exons. NCBI's taxonomy places the organism in Eukaryota, Metazoa, Ctenophora, Tentaculata, Lobata, Bolinopsidae. Gene Ontology annotation, cellular component: plasma membrane.